AUGACCCGAGCAGCGCCGGGUUUACGCAGCUCCCAGAAGAGAGUUUUUUUGUUCACGGUGUACGGGUUCACGUGAGCAGAGACUGAAAUCCUGGAAAUUCUAAAGCUUCGACCAAAUAUAAAGUAAGAAGAGAAGAAACUGGAAGAAAAGAGGGAGGAGUGAAGAGACGAGGAGACCUUGUGACGAUGCGACGCUUUCGUCACGACCUGACCCUGCUGGGGAGGUCCUUGGUGGUCAUCCUGCUAAUGAAGCUCUCAGGAGACGCUCAAGCUCAGUCAUACACCUUGCUAGGAUGUUUCCAGGACAAUGUCGCAGCACCCGCCUUGCCCAGCGUAACAGGAUCACUCCACUACAUCUUCCCAUACAACGAGACGGAGCUUCUGUCCGGCCCCCAGGAGUGCAACGAUGAGUGCACCAAACUUGGGCAUGAUGCCUUUGGCAUCGACCGCGGACGCUACUGCUUCUGUGGUGCCGCCGCUGCCGUUUCUGCUUUGACGACGACGGGAACUUGCGACGCCCUUUGUGCGGACGGGAGCACUUGUGGAGGUCUCGUGAUGGGACACUUCUCGACGUGGUCAGGUUUCGCCACGAUUGCAUACUUCAACGCCUCACUCACGGGGCUUGUUGAACCCUAUUUCGUCCAGACCACUGACACCGUGACGUUGGAGGUGGUGGGGACCACUGACUUCUCCGUGGACUGGGGGGACGGGGCCCAGAGUGGUGGAAGUGUCACGACUUACAAGUUCACUCUACCUGGCACCUAUCAAAUACAGGUUUGGCCGAUCGCCUCUCCGUCUGUUGUGACGACAUUUGAGGUGACGGUGGUGGAGGUACCUGACUUCAUCGUCACGUGCCCUUCAGUGUACGAACUUAACGUGGCAGCGCCGUGUAAUAUGAGCAACUUGGUUCAGGGGUACAACUUCACGUUCAGCUACAGCAUCGCCUCCCCACUCGAAGCCCUGACCGGAACAGGGCCCAUGCCCGGGUCGGUAUCUCGCGUGUACGGCACGACCGUGGACCCCGGCACCCCGGCAACCACAGGGGCGAGCGCGACGCCGGCCACGAGCUUCGUAUACAACGUCGUGCACGGGCUGGUGGCGGCCGACGGGCUGCUGGUCAAAGUGGAGGCUACCACGGCCAGUGGCGAUGCUGUCUUGGAUAUCAGGGCCCUGACGCCGGCAUGCGCUACAGGGCAGUUCUGUCGAGGCAGCUGCGGCACAGACUGCGUGUCUGCGUGCAGCGGCAGCUGCGGCACAGACUGCGUGUCUGCGUGCAGCGGCAGCAGCUUCUGUCCCGGCAUCAGCGCCUGCUCUUCAGCCUGCCCUCUUACAGCCCCCAGCGGGUAUGAGCUGGUAUCUCUGGGCACCGUGACCGUGCCAGCUACAGGCGGCGUGCCUGCAUCGGUGCUCGUUGAGCCCCCGAUUGCAGUCAAGCAGGGAACCUACAUCGGCUUCGUCAACACCGCCGCCGCACAGUUUGUGACUCAACCGAACUCGGUUUCCGGAGAUCUUCUGGUUGCAGUCUCGGACACGACUCUGGUCACGGCGACCAACGUCAGCCACAGCGUACGUUUUUACGUCGAGGAGCACCCAAACGUGGGAGUGUUGCCGGACUUUAACUGCACUAAGCCCUCAGUCGUGCCUGUGGCAAACGUCCCUACGCCUUAUGACGUCACCACAGAGCAAUACGCCAAUGAAAGUGCCAUCAACAUUUCAAUUUCGGUGACGAGCCCGAUGGGCCCGGUCAAGUCCGACUCCCUGACGGCGCUCUGCCAGGUUCAGAUCCUGCCUCCAACGAACGUCCCUGCCGUCAUCAUGGCCUAUGGCUCCGGCCUCCCCCUCGAUAUAACCUUCACGCAGGGCGCCCCAAUUGUAAUGUUCAUGAACAUCGACGGUGUAAAGUACUACAGCUACCAUGACGAUGCAAGCGUGGGUGGCAGUCACACGUGGUCGCAGCCUCUGCUGUACCCCAUGGAAGGACAGUACACCCUCGUGGGGGAGGCCUUCAAUGCCCUCAACAGAGUGAACUUCACGAGCUUCAUUCGCGUGAUCCCGAACAUCACUGACCUGUGGACUUUGACGGCCGCUUGCCCCUGCUACGACUGGGACUCCGGCUACACAUUGACACUCUCAUGGCCCGCCACUGCGCACCCACCAUGGAACGCUACUAUCAACAUCACCGACGACAUCAUCCUCCGCGAUGGAUCUCAGCUCUCCGAAAUCGUCAAAGCAAACUUCAUCGAAAACUUCGGGACAUUUGACGGAGUGUCACUUCCCGGAGGGGCCAGCGGUGCUGCAGUCCCGCUCACGUGGAGUGGGACGGUCGUGUCGAAGGCAGGCAACCACUCGGUGGUGGCGACUCUUGCCAACGAAGUGUCGGUCACUACGACGCUGCACUCGUACGAGGUGCGAGAAGCCAUACGCAAUGUGUCGGCCAUCAUCAAAUGGGUUCAGGACGGGAAUGAGAUGGAUGGAGUGGGUCCGAACUUCAACAUCUACAUCGUAGACAAGAGGGUCAUCAUCUACCCCACCGCACGAACGGGCGAAGGCGAGUACUGGAGGCUAAGGAUCUUGGAAAACGGCCUGGAAGAAAUUGGCCAGCAGUUCCCGUACGUCAAGUUUUUCUUCAACGUCACCUUCCCUGCCGAGGGCAACUUCACCCUGAUAGUGAGCGGCAACAAUACGGUUCAAGGCUGGAUCGACUCACCGCCCAUCAACAUCACACUUGUCAACAAGAUCGCCAACUUCAGACUCGAGGAUGACCUCACCCUCGCCAAACCGGGUGUGCCGAAGCAAGUGCUUGGCGCAUACGACAUCCUCACUCCCAUCUCCUGCCUGGUGGUGGACUGGGGGGAUAAGUCGCCCGUAGAAACGUAUGGAUUUCCGUCGCGCUGCAACACUACGCACGCCGACGCAAAGUACAUGGGCCCGCUGAAUUCUGCCCCUGUCAAGCUAAUGCACACAUACCAGAAUGAGAGCGUAUACGAGAUCAACGCUCUGGCGUUCGACUUGUACAUGAACCUGCCUUCAGUUCUGGAGAUGGUCGUGGCCGACAUUGACUGCAUGUUCCCGUGGGUGUCGAUCGUGGAUGCGGUCAACUACACCUACUUUGCGCGCAAUUUGUACAGGAUGUUGCCUGUACGAGAGGAAGGAAUGAGCAUCAUAAACUGCAACUCGACCUACACGAUUAGGUAUGAAUGGAACGCAAUACAAGUGGAAGAUAGGACAGAGCAGGUGCUUCAGACCGUGACGCUCAGAGACGUCGUUCCUACUUGGAACAACUCCCUACUUAGCAUCACUCCGUUCACCCUGAGUAUCGGCUACUACAAACUCACCUUCUCCGUCACCAUCGUCACGCGCUUUGACCUCACCCGUACUGCAAAAACUUACGUUCGAAUUAUCAAGAGCCCUCUGAGCCCUGUCAUGGUGAGCGGGUCCCAGACAGCCCUCAGCAGAGGCUUUCAACAGACCCUCAGCCUCGAGCCCGGCAGCCUCAGCUACGAUCCUGACGAUCCGGAUGUCCCUAUUGAGAACGUGACGUGGCACUGCCGCCAAAUCGAACCAAUUCCUGACCCAGCAUUCACUGUUGACGCAAAUAAUGUCACUCUAAUAAACAACUUGCAAACCAUCCCGCCUCGACUUCAAGCCGUUAGCAUGAACAAAAGUUCAGGCUGCUUCGGUAACGGAAGUGGCACAAUCGACGUUGGUGCAACAUCCUACUUGUUCGACAUGGCGACCUUCAGCCAGACGUCAGCCUUCUUCGAGAUGGUCGUGGUCAUCAACAAAGACGAUAGGACGGCAACGGCUGCUCUUGAGAUCGAAGUCACUCCUCUUCCUCGACCUUCUGUAACCAUCACUUGUGCGACCGCGUCUCUGUGCUGGCCGCUGACCAACAUGCAGCUCAUCAACCCAUCCCUGAGACUGGGGCUCAACGGAGCCUGCAUCGAUGAGUGCGGGGACGGCGCUCUUCUCUACACCUGGAGUGUCCUGGACGAGGCCGGCACUCCUCUUCAAGUUUCCAACUGCACUAGCACGACCGCGAACGACGGGUUGGUCAUGUCCAUGGACCCACCCUCGUGUGAAGAAAGCUUUCCCGCCGGAACUGAGAGUUCAUCUCUAGCCAUUGCCGCCAGCGUAUUUGCCAAAAAUCCCACCGUGGAAAGAUACAACGUGCGAUUGACCAUUGUCACUGCAGACGGACGAUCUGGGUAA
Hyalella azteca is the source of this 4211-nucleotide messenger RNA. RefSeq lists its product as uncharacterized. The transcript has 28 exons. The coding region runs from base 186 to 4211 and encodes 1341 amino acids. Lineage: Eukaryota; Metazoa; Arthropoda; Malacostraca; Amphipoda; Hyalellidae. The record is from RefSeq and is a predicted model, not a curated record.